AUGGAGCUGAUAGAUCUUCUUAUUCUUGGUCUAACACUAUUUUUUCUUGCUCUAUGGUGGCGGAGCUUCUCCGUCGUCAAAGGCGGCGGAGCCAAGAACUUGCCACGAGGACCGCCAGGUUGGCCUCUUGUGGGCAACUUGUUCCAAAUAAUCCUCGAACGUCGUCAUUUCAUAUUUGUAAUACGUGAUUUACGUAAAAAAUAUGGUCCAAUCUUCACCAUGCAAAUGGGCCAACGCACUCUUGUUAUAGUCACUAGCCCUGACCUAAUCCAUGAAGCCCUAGUUCAAAAAGGCCCUAUCUUUGCUAGCCGGCCACCGGACUCUCCGAUCAGGCUGGUGUUCAGUGUCGGGAAAUGUGCUGUCAACUCGGCUGAAUACGGACCUCUUUGGCGGACACUUCGCCGGAACUUUGUUACAGAGUUGAUAAGCCCUGUGAGGAUCAAGCAGUGCAGUUGGAUCCGAGAAUGGGCGUUGGAGAGUCACAUGAAGAGGCUCAAAAGUGAAGCUUUAGAAAACGGGUACGUAGAUGUAAUGGAUGUUUGUAGAUUCACUGUUUGUAGCAUUCUAGUGUUUAUUUGCUUUGGAGCAAAAAUCUCUGAAGAAUGGAUUCAGGAUAUUGAUAGUGUGACAAAAGAUGUCAUGCUAAUAACAAUACCACAGCUUCCUGAUUUCUUGCCUAUUCUAACUCCCUUGUUUCGCAAGCAAAUGAAGAGGGCAAAGGAGUUAAGAAAGACUCAAAUUGAGUGCUUGGUCCCUUUGAUAAAGAACAGAAGAGCAUUUGUAGAGAAAGGUGAAAACCCUAAAUUGGAAAUGUUGAGUCCGGUUGGUGCAGCCUAUGUGGACUCCCUUUUUACCCUUAAGGCACCAGGGAGGGGUCUUUUAGGAGAAGAAGAGCUUGUUACAGUUUGUUCAGAGUUGUUUGUUGCUGGAAUUGAUACUAGCACAAGUGUGCUACAAUGGGUUUUUCUUGAAUUAGUCCUUAACCAAGACAUUCAAGAAAAGUUGUACCAAGAAAUUGUUGAAUUUGUGGGCAAAGAUGGAGUAAUCAACGAAGAAGAUGUGGAGAAAAUGACGUAUCUUAAUGCAGUGGUUAAAGAAUCCCUAAGGUUACAUUCUCCGGCGCAUUUCACAUUAUCACAUGCCACGACGGAGGAGGCGGAGCUUGGUGGCUACAAAAUUCCGACCAAUGUGAAUGUUGAAUUCUACAUUGAAUGGAUGACCGAGGAUCCGAGUUUGUGGAAGGACCCAGGUAUAUUCCGACCCGAGAGGUUCUUAGACGGUGAUGGUGUCGGCGUUGACAUGACCGGAACUAAGGGCACGUUGAAGAUGCUGCCGUUUGGAGCCGGUCGGAGGACUUGUCCGGGAUUAGCUCUUGGCUUGUUGCAUGUGAAUUUAAUGCUGGCUAGAAUGGUCCAAGCUUUCAAGUGGCUGCCCGUACCCAAUGCCCCACCCGACCCUACGGAGGCUUUUGCUUUCACCGUUGUCAUGAAGAACCCUCUAAAAGCAAUCAUACUGCCUAGGUGA
Messenger RNA from Dovyalis caffra, 1524 nucleotides. The record is from the annotation of a GenBank genome assembly. NCBI's taxonomy places the organism in Eukaryota, Viridiplantae, Streptophyta, Magnoliopsida, Malpighiales, Salicaceae.